Schistosoma mattheei is the source of this 831-nucleotide messenger RNA. The record is from the annotation of a GenBank genome assembly. NCBI's taxonomy places the organism in Eukaryota, Metazoa, Platyhelminthes, Trematoda, Strigeidida, Schistosomatidae.
AUGAAUAAAUCGAGUGGUACAGUCGAUCUUCAUAUAAAUGAAGAGUUAAUUGGACUACAUGGAAGUCGUGACAAAUUCCUGCUUAAUACUAUUCUAAUAUUCGUUCUUCGAAAGGGGUAUACAGCAGUAACAAAAGAAGUCAUUCAGCUUUACAGUCAUUUGUCCUAUGAACCACCUCCUUUUUGUGUGUGGUGUUGUGCAGCGAUGUUAUUUCCCAAAACUCCAGAUGGGAAUUUUGUUGAGAAUACUUUCAACAAUUUAAGUUUACCCAGUGAUUGGCAAAAUCAGUUAGAAAUUUUGAUUACAGUAGGGGAUGAUCUAUUUUUAAGAUUGGAUGAUUCGUCUCGAUAUAAACCACAUCUUCACAAGUACUUGAAUGAAGCCAGACGUGUUAUUAUGCAUUUAUACUUGGAAUCGUUUUCAUCAACAAGUGACUAUACACCGUGUUUUACCAAAUUGAAUCAGUAUUUUCCUGCAUCAGAUCCAACUGAUAAAAUACAAGAUUUUCGAUUACGGUUUUUGAAACUGUUAGCAUCUGGUCGUAAAAUUAAUCGUUAUUUAAAUGAAAAAUGGUUUACUGCUAAAUCGGAUAUUCUUAAAGAAUUACAAUAUUUGGCAUUUGAUAUUGUUGAACAAUUGCCUGAAGUACUACUGGACAAAGUUGGAUCAAAUGAAUGGGUGUAUAAUGAUGCGAUAUUAUUACGAUUUAACACACUUCUGGCUUUAAUUAUACGUCAACAGUUGUUUGGUAAAUCUACAUGCACAGAAGAAGAUAUAUUUGAAAUCAUGCAUACUUACAACUCUCAAUCAUGUCCAUCUCAGUUAAUUUAG